AAAAAAUAGCAAUGCACUCAUUAGAGUAGUGCGAGACUUUUUUCAGAUAUCGUUUCUGUGCGAGCACAUUUUAUGUUUUUUAUUUUUAAGCAUUUGAUCUGUAUUGAAUGUCUGAUAGGAUUUUUUUGAGGUUAGUAAUAAUCAUCUUUUCAGAUUUUGUUGAGGCACCUUUACCAGUCUACUUUGAUUUCUCAUCAUCGCAUUAAUCACAAAAACGAUGGGGGAUGUGGAAAAGUGGUAUAAAAAGGGGGAAAACACUUCUCAAUCUUGCUACAAUGGCAACAUGACUCUUUAGUGGUGGAUUUCCUCCAUUUCCAGUUGUUUUUCUCUGAUUUUUUGCAGAUCUGACAAUAAGGGCCCUCUUAAAUUGAAUCACAAUAGUUUACAGAAGUGGCAAUUCCAUAUGUUCAGGAAGGAAUCUAAAUUUGUUUCACACUGUAAUGUUCAUGUUUAAUUGCAAAGCAAAACAACAACUGCACGCACUUAUGGAAGUACGCAUUCAGCAAACUGCCGCAUCUGCCCUCGUAGUCUGUGCAUGCAAAAGAGUGAUAUAAAAGUUUGAUUGAAUUGUGCAAAUCAAGAAUGCAGUCAGCGGCAUUGUAUUAUUUUUUUGCAUUUAUGUGCAGUGGAAAUGACAAGCAUGUAUGAUGUACCUCUCUUGUGAUAUCUCCUCGAAUUCUUGUGCAAAUCUGGGACAUCUGCGCAAAACCCGCGUUGAGAGUGUCCUAGAGGCUUGCCCUUGAAUCCUCAUUUAGGGUGUUUUUUCAGGAUGAUUUUUGUGGAUGUUGUCCACUCUUCAGUGGCAUUGAACCCCUCCCCCCCCCCUUCACCUGUGGGGAGAAAAUGAAAAUAUUAUAAUGGAAUACAAAAGAAACAAUGAGUGGGUGACAUCAUCAGUCCCCACAUUUGCAUACCAACCAGGAUGUUCAUAUAACUGUUUUGGGAAAUAAAGCGAAACAUUAAAAUGUCAAUAACUUGAUUAUUUUACACCUGAUUUUGAUGAAAUUGACAUUGUUACACUUGUUGGAUUUUUCUCCCUUUAUUCAAAUUAACUUUUUCUUGGGGUUGACUUGUCCUUUAAAAUCAGGAUGAUGUUCUGCUUUUGAAGAGCAGACUUUAGAUAAAGAUGAGGCCUAUGGUUUGUUGCACAUUUAUUCAUGAACCAUUUCAUUUUCUCUAUUUUUUAUGAUCUAGUAUUCAAUUGACUGUUCUGUUCUCUAAAAGCUGUUCUUUUUUGUUUUAAUAGCAUACAUGUGUACUUACAUAGCCCAUGAAAAUAUUGUUGUCUUUUAAAGUGCACCAUGGCUGCCAAAAUGUAUUGCUCACCUGUAACUGUAACGUUCAGUUUUAUAUGCUAUGCAUACAAGUAAAGUCCAUGGCAGCUUGGUAUAUCAUGAGAAUAAAAUGCAAAACAUUGCUUGUUCUGCCAUCUUGUGAAGUAAAAGCCAUUUGUAAUGUUCUUUUUUUAUUACAUGAAUGACUGAUUUUGAAGGAUGAAAUGUUUUGAGAAUUCUGAUACGCUGAAUAGUAAAAAUCAAAUUGGUCGAUCAUUCAUAUUUUUAUGUGCUUCAUUGCACACUGUUUUUAUGUCAUUAUCCCUAAAUUUCAAAGAUUUGAUAUUUUCCAAAGCGGCUUUGAAUGCUGACCAGCCAAACUUUGGAUCGUUUAAGUCCUAAGAAAUCAAAUUCAAAUCUUGUUGCUUUGAAUUCAAAUCCAGAAGGUUUUAGAUAGAAUAAAUAGCUGUUGAUGCUAUGAACAUGAAAAUGUAUUGUUUCUUGUUAUUAUAUACCAGCAGUUAAAAGUAAAUACUAUUGCAAGACAAAUAUGAUUUAAAAAAAAUUAAUUGUAGCAUCAUUCUCAUGUAUGACCAUGCCAGACAGCUCUUUCAACUUCAAAAAAUCAUCAUCAUUAUAUGGUGCAUUUUUAUUAUCAAUCUUAUUUCAUAGGCUUCCGCACUCAUGGUUGAAUGUCCUUUUUUUUCAAAAUCAAGUGCUGAACUUAGCAGCUCAUCAUGACACCCACAUUUCAAAGAACCACUGAAUAAAUGCAACAUCGACACGAGACGGGGGCCGUAAAAUAAUUCAGUGAGGAAGAGGAUUACCUAAGAUUUGCGUAGUGAUUUUGAGCUCUGGAAGUGCCUCCUUAUUAGAUAUAGAGUCGUGUUUUAAUCAUUGAUCAGUCCAUCUUACUGCUUCCAAAUCGUGGCGAUAUCUCAAAAUAGAAUUUUCCCAGCAGACAAAACAGAAUGUAAAUUUAGAACACAUAUUUACAUUACACAGAGAUGUACAUGUCUUCCCUGUUUGGCGUUGGUUGGAUAACAUUUUAAUUUAUAAAGUACAUAUCUGCAGAUGUGAAAUGUUUAAAGAGUUAAUAAUAGUUGAUUAUGUGGAUGUGAUUUUAAUUGGAUUAAGACAGUGCUUGAAGUCCUUUCAGAAUGUGGUCAAUGAUUAGUGAAUGGCAGCUGAAUGAUAUAAUCUCUCUCACGUGCCCCAUUUGGCCCUUAUUUCAAUUCACCUCUUUAUUCCAGUAUUCCCAUUCCUUUCAAUCAAGUCCUUUAUAGACAAAAAUGUCUGAUUGAAUAUUUUGUACUUUUUGUCAUUUCUACAGACCGACAUCAUCACUAUGUUAGUUGAAUCAGGAGCCGACUUAGAUGCAAGGACUGGUAAUGACGAAACACCGUUAAGUAUUUGUGAAGAUGACGAGAUCAGGAGUUUAAUUCAGCAGCUGAAACAGGAGAUCCAAUCCAACCGCAUUAAACCCACAGGAGGCCUUGUCAGGAGAAGCUCUAGUCGAAAUAAGAGAGGGUCAUCAAUAAGGAGAAGCAGUAAACGGGAGAAGGGCGAGAUGAGGAAACUAGACGCUAAAGGAGAAGCAGCUUACAUGCAAUCAAAAACAGAGGAAUUAGAAAGCUCUUCCGAUGGCAGCCCAGUUACAAAUAUUGACGAUGUUAAAAUCUCAGAGGAAACAAACGGACACAUAGAACAAAGUGAGGAAGGGAACACUGAAAGCGAUGAAAACGGUGAGGGGGGUCGGGUUACACCAUUGCCUGUGAUAACGGAGGAACAUCCAGACCCCGAGAGUCCCAGGAACAAAAAGAAUAAUGGGGAUUUGGGUGGGGAUGCAACCCAGGAGAAUGGGAGGACCGACAAUGGGGACUUUGAUGAAACGGAAGGAGCCCAUAAAAAGCGGUUAGUGUCGAUCCUGAAGAAGCCGCGGUCGGAGGGCGAGGGCAUCAAGAGCCAGAAGAGCAAAAAGGAACAAAGGGAGGAGAAGGAGAAGAUCAAACGGGAGCAGAGGGAGAAGGAGAAGCAGGAGAAACAGAAGCUGAAGGAGGAGAAGGCACGGAAGAAGGAGGAGAUGAGGAAAAAGGAGGAAGAAAAGAAGAAGGAGGAUGCGGGACCUGCCGGCUCACAAGGGGACGGUAUGGAGAUGGAUGAUCAGUACUCGGGCAAAGGAGAGACGUUGGCUGAUCUGAAGAGGCAGAGGGCUAGUCAACAUGGCUCACCUGCAGCAGGCGGGGACAACAUUGCAGAACUAGAUUCUGAUUCAGCUCAGUCACCCAGUGGCAGUCGUAGUGUAAGAGACAGAAAGUGGGUUCGUUGUCGAAUCUGCUGACCGGCGAUAUGUGUGAUUUCCUCACGCAACCUGAAAGCAAACCCUCCACUACUUCCACUCAAGACCAACCCAAUGUCAAGUCCAACAAGGGACUACACAAGCUCCGCUUCUUUCGUCCCCCUACUACCUACGAGUUCAACAGCCCUGGCAACAUGGGCCAGAACGGUGAAGUCGCUCUCGACGACGGCUCUAAACCCUCCAACGUUUCCCACCCCGAGGGAGAAAUGAAGAGGUUUUCGGGAGGCGUUACAGAAGUGAUUGGCCCGGAUGACCAUAAUAGCAACUGCUGCGUCAUCAGUUAGAACUUUGUGGCUUUUAUAUGAAUUUAUAUUUUUAGAUAUUUUAUCUGUGGGGAAUACCUUUUUUUUUUAAAGAAAUAAGUUUUUACUGGAUUUGAUGGACAAAACCUUAUCAUUGAAUAGGGAUGAAAUUCUAUGAAUUCUGAGAAUCAUUUGAUACGUACAGUAUAUAGUAAGAAUCAGACUGUAAUUUGUUAAAUGGGUUCCAUGUAAAGUAAUAAUUGGAUUUUUUUAAUUACAAUUACGGUGCAUCUAUUUAUAUAAAAAAAUUAUAUAAUCAGAUCCCUUGAAUUCAAUGUCAUUUAUCAAUACAGUAUUUACUCAAAUUUAUUUCUAAAAUGAAAAAUAAAAUCCAGUUUGGUCGUAUUAACAUAAAGUUCAUGACCUUGGACUUUAAAUUGCACAUGGAAUGAUUAUGUCGACAAAAAAAAUUAUAUUUGGGAUUUAUUGAAAUGAAUGAAUCAACGACAUUCAAUCCUUCCGGACCAAAUGAAUGCUGGCUGCUCUGUCGAUCGAUCCUUGCAAACACAUUCGGUAAUGGUUUAAAUUGUAAUUCAUGUGCACGGUUUUUUGCUACAUUCCUAUCACAAUUCUUUCUACAUGCUUUUCUCUGUCUCGGUGAAGUUUGGAGGGAUAGAGAACUACAUACAUUUGGUGGAAGUAAAUCAACCAAGCACCUCUUCCAAUUACACUAGAUAGCGACGAUAACUAAUUUCACAAAAAGAACAAUAUACAUACACACACACACAGGUUUAGAAGUGCAUAUUUCAUCAUAAUUGUACAUGUAAUGAGACCAAAAGUCAUAUAGGAAACAGUUUUAAGAUAAAAAAUGAGGCAUUGCAUCGAGGAUGAAAUCUCUGCUUGAAUUUAUUGAUUAUUUAAAUUAAUUUUGGACAGUGACAAAAAUCAGAGGAUUGAAGACUUUGGUUCGACUUUGCCUGGAAAUAACAAAGUAUGAAUAUGUGAAUAAUAUCAAGAUUUUUAUUUUUCUGUUUAGUAUUAAGAGAUGGAGGUAAAUGGAGGAAAUAAUUAGGAAAUUCUCAAUAUAAUGGGUUUAUCCUACCAUAUUUUAAGAGAUGAGAGGUACAACAUGUUUUUCUUGUUAUCGCACAUCAUAUUUCCCCUUUAUUCUCCUCACCUGAUACAGUAUGAUAGUUCUCAAGAAGUCACCGAAACGAAUGAGGCAGAAUUGAUUUACGACACACACUUUUGAUCUUAAUAGUUAUCUCCAACUUCUGGAAUUUCUUCCCAAAUCCACAAAAUACUACUUUAGUGAAUGACUUGUAUCAUUAGAGAGAAAUCGGUCUGUAAAGGGACUGUUGCACCUAGACGUUUCAGCCAGCCUCGGCAGACAUACACAUGGCAAGUUAUUCUGGUAUCGAGAUCUUGCCAUUUGUGAAUGAAAUCUAAUUAUUUAUUGAAAUCUAAUUAUUUCUUAAUAACAAGAAGAAAUGGGACUAAUUGAUAUACCGCCUUGCCAUACAUAAAUCAAUGUAGGCUUGCUAAAAAUUUCAGGCAUACUCCAGCCCCUGAGGCAUAUGAAAGCAUUUAUUCUUCAUGUUGCUUUGUAGUCAGUCUUGCUUCUACGCCAAACUUAAAAUGCUUUUUCCAAGUUUGAGAAAUUUAAAGCCUGUAAAAUAUCCUUUUGAUACUAUGAAUAUGUCUUCCUAAAAUGACUACACUUUGCCAUUUCUCCAAAUGUUCAUUAUUCUUGGAUUAAAAAAAAAAGACUUGUGAAAUAUAUAUGUCGACUGUCGACUUUGCAUUUGGUGAUUGUAAAUGUUAGAUCCUUGGAACAGAGAGCCCGUCUUCAAUGACCAAUUCUCAAAUUAACUUUUUUUUACAUCCGAACGAACACAUAGAAAUUCAUAAAGAAGAUGCAAUUAAACGGCUGCUUUGUACAAUUCAUCUCAAAGUGUCAAAUCUAUAAACUCAAGUUCCAUUUUAUUCAUGAUGUAGCAUGCUGUAUCAUAUGAUUGGUAGUAGUCCAAUAUUUAGAUUAAGAAGCCCGCAGGGUUAGGUUUGUGAUGAUAGAUCGUGAUACCAGACCAUCGUAUGCAGCUGGAAAUCGUAGAUCUCCAAGCAUACUUGCCUCGUAGCUCAAGGACGCUUUACUCGUGGCUGAUGUAGAUAGAGAGGUUCAAACCCCUGCUAAACCAAUGGUUUAGAAUCUUGAGAGUUAAUAAACAUGGGCUGAUGAAGAACUACUCCGACCAAAUACAUGGCUCCUCUUUGAGCCAAAUUCAAUUCAAUCUUCAUUCCAAACAAAAAAGUCUGGGAUCUUUUUUAAUAUCUAUCUUCCUGUUUAUUUUUUACAUUCCACUAUCAAAAAAAAAUUGUAGACAUUUAUAUGUAUUUUUAUUUAAAGAUGUUGAAUAUAAAUCUUUAAACAAUUUAAAAACAAUUGAUUACUUAUUUUCAUGUUUUUAUAUUGGUAUUUCUAUUUUGAUGAUUUUUAGUUUAUUUCUGAAGAAUGGCAGAUGCAGGGUAAAUCAAUUGUCCCUAUAAAAGUUGUUCAGCUUGAAAAAAAAAUCUUGAAAUAUUGUUAUUGUAUUGUAAAAGUGAGGGAGCAAAACUUGUCAUCACUUGUAUUUAUCAUGCUGACCUAUUGGCUCACUUGAUCACGUGUAAUACUAAUUAUAAUUUAAUGAUGUCAUGUGAUUGGUCACAUGACCAAAGGUCAGGUGAUCUAGAAAGAAUCACCUAAUUUACUUGAUAACAGUAGUGGUAUGAUGACAUUAUUUUAUAUCUCCUGCUUCAAAAAAUUUAUUUAUCCUUGCAGAGUUGUAUUAAUGUGCUCUUUGAUGUUAUAAAAUGCCAGCAGGACUGGAUAAUGGUUUUGAAAAUAUAUGUUCUGUUCUAUGCUUCUAGUAAAUGUAUGUAUGAGUCAUCAAUUUUUGUUUUGUCUUAAAAAUACUUCAUAGGAUUUAUUAAAUUUUGAUCAAAUUUGAAUGAAAAAAAAGGGAUAAGAUUUUUGAGGAAUGCACUACAAAAAGAUUGUGGUGCAAAUUUCUACAGUUGAAAACGUUUCUGUGACAUUUUAUGUACAUUUUGUUUUGGUAGCCAGCAAGAAAUAUUUGAAGUUUGAAAUAUUCAAUAACCUGUUGAAGAAAUGUACUCCUUCAAAAUGGUGAUCAAAUUCUCUGUUUGUAAAUGAUAAAAAUAAAAGAAACUGUAACUAAGUGCAAUUAAACUUUUUAGAGAAAAAAUAUCUUAAAUCCUUAGGUAUGUUAUUUUUGUAUGUAUGAUGGACAUUCAUUUAU
Lytechinus pictus (painted urchin) is the source of this 7177-nucleotide messenger RNA. Its product is annotated as chromatin assembly factor 1 subunit A-like. Lineage: Eukaryota; Metazoa; Echinodermata; Echinoidea; Temnopleuroida; Toxopneustidae. The record is from RefSeq and is a predicted model, not a curated record. The transcript has 6 exons. The coding region runs from base 2623 to 3615 and encodes 330 amino acids. Gene Ontology annotation, molecular function: enzyme inhibitor activity; myosin phosphatase regulator activity. Gene Ontology annotation, cellular component: cytoplasm.